UUAUUUUCCACAGUCACACGCACGUUGUGCCGCUCACCGCUGUCCUGAGGUUAGGAAGCAGCUCGUGUUAUUUAUUGUUUAUAACAGUGAAAUGUAGUGAAUAAAAAAGCUAUUCAAAGAAAUAAAUAAAAUUUGCUAAAGUUUAGCUAUCAAGAUGAAGACUAAACCGACUAGACAUAAGGAAACGAAUACAUUUAAGUUUAAACCCUUCUCUGAAAGGGUUAAUGACAUCGAUGUUGAUGUCUUCCACAAAGUUGCCCAUCGUAAUGAGGUAGUCACUGCAGAGGAAACCGAAACCUUUUUCUACCAAUGUAUUCAAAAAUGGAACUUUCUCAAUCUUUCACAAAGUUAUUCCAACUUCAGAAAAGAAGUAGCAGACAUAAUUACUCUACCUCAAUUACUUAAUUGUAAACAACAUGUUGUAGAUACAUUGUUAAAGUAUUUGAAAUUGAAAGAUCCAUUAUGCUUGCAAACUAUUUUUGACUUGGUAAUUGCACUAGCUAAGGAUUUAGAAAUAGAUUUCUAUGAAUACUUUCCGGAAUUCCUAACAAUUAUUAUAGAUUUGUUGCAAAUAAGAGAUGCUGAACAAUUGGAGAACACUUUCCAUACUCUAGCUUACCUGUUUAAAUUUCAAUGGCGUUAUAUGAUAAAAAAUAUUGACACAAUUUUCAAUUUACUUGUGCCUUUACUAGCUGAUACACGGCCACCUUAUGUAAAUAACUUUGCUGCUGAAAGUUUCGCAUUCGUGGUACGAAAGGUUAAAGAUAAAGAAGCUUUUCUGAGACUAGUAUUGGGUGCUCUAGAGCAAAAGCCAGAUGGAGUUGUAGGUUGUGGAAAAUUACUUUUUCAUGUUCUUGCUGGUGUUCCUGGACAGUUUCACUCGUGUGCCGAGACAAUGCUUAAUAUCUACCUGAGUGCAUUGCAGGAUUCAUCAAUCAAGCAGCAACAGCUUCUCUUCGAAGUAUUGUCAACUGUUUUUAAGUGUAUAUCCAGUGAAAUCCAUCCACAGAAAUGCGACGUCUUGUGGACUGUCAUAUUCGAAUCUUUGGAUAAGUUUUCUUCAAGUUCAUUAAUUUCCUUGUUGCGCUUGGUGCAGAUAUUAAUUAAUCACAAGGGAGGAGUGAUGCUCAAAGAUUCUGUACUGUUAUCCAAAAAGUUUGCAGAGCUUAUUGACAAAUACGAGGCUAAUGAGGAACUUUUGGAAGAAGCCGCGAAUGCCACUGUCGCGACUCUUCUUGCCUCGAACGUCAAAUUGCUGCAAGAAACUUCGAGCUUUCUUAUUUUGAAAUUACUGUCUAUUGAUAAUUUAAAUUUGCUGCUGAAAAUUACGGAAAAACUCAUUGUUUACUCUUCAUUUGAAACUUUGGUACUACCCCAGCUGUUUAAGAAGAGUAGCUUUUCCACUUUAGACGGAAAACUGCUAGGACUCCUUGCCAAGAUUGUGUAUGCAAAAUCUCCUCCGUCUCUCAGCGGGAUAGGUUUUGAAAACUGGAGUAAAUUUGGUCUCAAUGUUCGUAACAAUGCUCACAAUGUUACAUUUUUAUCACAACUUUUAGAUUCUCUGCAGCAGAGUGAGGGUGAAGUAAAAGAAGAUGCUUUGAAAGCCCUUAUUAUACUACCCCAUUUCACUCUGUCUCUGCAAGAGCAGCUUCGGGAGAAUCUGAACGAAUGUCUCUCGAGUUUGUACAAACGUGUGCUUGAGAAGAAAGAACAUCAGUCCAAGAUUAAUUUUGCGUUUCUUCUCGCUAUCGAGUGCGUAGCCCGUCUUACCAAGCCGGAUGACUUUUACACUGUGAUUAAUUCCCAAUCAGAUGCGAAUCUUUUGUCAGCCGUUGUCUUACACGACAACGAUGUUUCCAUACUGAACGCCCUGGAUAUUUGCUUUAGUUACUUGAAGAAUUCGAGCUAUGCGGAAGAGUACAUAAAUCAGAAGAUAUUUGACAUACUUCACAACUUACUAGUUUCGAAAUUAGGUUCGCCAAAUUCUCAGAUCCGUCUAACAAUCUCUCACCUCUUCUCUCUCUUCACGAGUGUACCAGCUCUCACCCACGAGUCAGAGGACUUAAAAGUUUGCAAUGCCAUCGAACUUCCCUUCCUAGCCGAGAGUGAGCAGGUAACUGUGCACAAGUAUCGAUCUCGCUUAGUCCAUAUUCAGCCGUUAGACUUCCAUGGGGCUUCGGUGAGCCAUAUUAACUCAAAUUACUACGAUUUACCGCUGCACUACCUCUUUGGCAACCUCUACGUCAAUUUCUCGCUGCUUUGGGAGCCUGUGACACAGGUUAUAAGUUCUUAUGCGACAACGGAUUGUUCGCAAUUUUGGAGCGUGUUUUUGGCAAAGUUGAAGGGAGAAGAAAAUAUUAAGAUGGUUGAUGCGCCGAAUUUCGAGUGUGAGAUUCUAGAGAGUUUGUCUGGAAAGAUUUUGUCAAUGAAAGAUAAGAUUGAUUAUGAUAAUUAUAAGCUACUGCUGUGGAAGUGUAUGGGUCAGAUUGUUAGUUAUUGCGAGGUGAAGAACAGGGAUUACGUAGGCUUGUUUAUUGACUUUGUCGAAGGAAACUUCUUCAAAUCGAAUUCUGAGGAUGCCAAGUCUUGCAGCGUCAAGAAACGAGAGCAGCCUAAAGAAACUCAGGCCCCUGAAGUCGCGGUGGAGAAAGCAGAUCAAAAAGACUCUGAAGAACCUGAGGACAAAAACGAAGAAGAGGGGGAUGACGAAGCAAAAGAAGAAGACGAAGAUUCAAAACCCCAGCUAGGCAGAAUCGAACGUGUGAAGCUUCUUCUAGCGAUGCUUCAGGUUUUCGGCAAAUUCACCAAUGUUCGUUCACUGUAUCGUGAACCAGAGAUUCUGCGUAUCUACUUGGACCUUCUCUCUUCCAAGAAUUCUGAAAUUCAGAAGGCAGCUCUCCAUUGCCUUUAUACCUAUAGACAUAAAUAUCUGACGCCUUAUAAGGAGCAACUAGAUAACAUAGUCGACGAAAAGAAUUUAAAAAACGAGCUGGCUCGUUUUCAGAUCAGCGUUGGGGAAGGUAUUGAAGCUGUUGUACAGGAAGAACAUCGCGAGGGAUUGAUACCUGUACUGAUGAGGAUCUUGCACUCGAAGAUGUCCCAGAGAGUGGGGAUGAGGACUGGUGGUAAAACUGGCGGACUUGUUAGAAGAAAGACUAUUUUGAGAUUCUUGGCCGGAGUAAAGGAAGAAGAAAUGAUGGUCUUUGUACGCAUGGCUUUCAAGCCUUUCCAAAAUUACUUACCCAUACUUAAGCUAGAUGAAGCCUCUUAUGCAGCUGGGGGAGUCGACCUUCAACAGAUGGUACAAGAUAUCUUCAAGAAUAUCAAUCUCGAAAAUGUAGUCCCUCCCAAACGUCUUUCAAGUGCUGUAAACCUAUUGGCUGUGAUAAUCGAACAGUUUGGUGGAAAGAUGACAGAAAAGCUUCUGCCACAUCUCCUCGCCAUACUCAUUUGCAUUCUAGCACAAGUUGCUGGAAUUCUUUUAAAAUCAUCUGAGGUGCACUCAGGUUAUUUGACUUCAUUAAGAAACGUAAGGAACAACUGCAUCAAUGUAUUGGCACGGUUCUUUGCUCACUUUGAGAAUUAUGACUGGACUAGUAGCGAGAUUAACGCUUUGUUCCAAGUGGCAGUGUUCCCCUGGUUAAAUAAACUGCCCGUGGAAGGUAUUCAUAGCCCGACACCAUUGUUAAAAAUGUUUGCAGCAUGGAGUCACAAUCCAAGAUACUAUCCGCUGUUUGUUAAACUUGAUGAGGAUAGGAAAAUGACGCCAUUAGACUCGGUCAUCAGAUUACUGCUUGGCCUUAAGACGCACAAAUCUGUCCUCCAGAUGAUUCUUGACAUGGUGGAGAAGAUGCUAACUCUUCAGGAUUUCGAAAAAGAAAAUCCCGAUCAGUUGAUGGAGGUAGAUGAAUUCAAACCUAAAUCCUUGAUGCCCACUGUUACGAAUAAACUGCAAGUUGAGAAAAAUGACUCCAUAAACUAUGGCUCGGCUAUCUUACUGCCGCACGUGACGGAUAUUCUCGUGUACAUCGAACGUAAACUGAAAAGGCAGGCUAGACAAGGUGCUAGUCGAACUGAACUAGUCAUCCUUUCACGCAUCUCCGAGUUCGUCUCAGACUCGAAAACCUGUGAUACAUUAUUAACUCUUGUUUUGCCGAUUCUACAACGAAAAUCUGGCGAUUCUGAAGAGGUUGUCAUGCAGUUGUUGACCACAGUUACUAAUCUUUUGAAACAUGUUGAUGAACCAAAGAAACACCUGAGAUCAAUUCAACAUCUCCUAGCUCAGAUCACAGCUGCACCAGCUAGAAAAAUGUUAAUGCAAGUAUUAAUUGGUGUAGCCAGGGAUGAUGAACAAAUGAAGAAAAAUCAAAAUCUGCUAGCAGAGCUCAACGCUUACGAUCAGAGAUGGAUUGAUCAGCCAGAUUUCCAGAGGAGGCUCGACGCCUUUAGUGAAAUUGAUAGAUUGAUAAAGGAGGAAGAGGCAACUUUGGAGUUCGGCGUAGCAGUAAUUCUCAACUGUUUCUUCUUUUUAAAAACUGAAAACGAUCUGGCGAUGAGGGAUAGAUCCGGGCAGUGCCUUAAGUCUAUUGGCCUGUAUCUUGCCAAGAAGUAUAGCGAUAAUUCAACGGACAGAAAAUAUCUUAUUGAGGAUACGAUUCUCACCAUGGUGCGUCAUGGUAUCAGAAAACAAAAUGAUAACGUGAAGUUCCAAUCCAUAGCUUUCCUAGGUCACAUGGCGAUGGAGUGCCCAGAAGUACAUCCCGUAUUGCGAGACCUGCAUGCCUUGACUAAUAAGCAGGAUCCCGAAGUCGACUUUUUCGAAAACAUGCAGCAUCUGCAAUUGCACAGAAAAGCAAGAGCUCUGCUUAAGUUUUGCAGUGUAGCUAAAACAUUGACGAAAGCACCCAACCCCAGGACGCUUACGCAGUUCGUCUUGCCGUUGGCAUCUUCUUAUUUAUGCAAUGAAAAGUUCUCAAACAAAAACAGUAUAGUAGAUGCAGCGAUCGAGACAAUUGGAGUUGUUUGCAGGCUGCUGCCAUGGAACCAGUAUGAAAUCGUAUUGAGAUUUUAUUUGGAUAAACUGAGAACUUGUGUAGAGUUCCAGAGGCAGGUUAUCAGAAUCGUAGUUGCAAUAUUGGAUUCUUUCCACUUUGAUCUGUACAAGUUUAAGGGAUUGGAUGAAGAUAUUCUAAAGAAGCGUGGAGAGGAGAGUUUAAUGCAAGUAGUGGCAGUCGAUGAUGAUCUCAAAGCCGAAGAAGAAGCAGAAGCACCAAAAGAAACUUCGACAGAAUUAACUUCAAAACUUGCUGCAUCAAAACCAGAUGAUCUCGUAGAUUCCGAAGAGGUAACCGAUGAGCAUCUCGAUGAAGCUCUGAAUGAUGAGGCGAUCGCGGACGCCAAUGAAGAGACUGAAGAACCAUCUGAAUCUACCAGUAUCCAAGAAUUAACUCCAGCAAUGGAAAAGAUGACAGUGCUGUCACAGUAUAUGGCAAAGCGACUAGUCUACAGCAUCUCGAAGGGUCUGUUGCCUCAGCUACACAAGGCUAUUGCGGUGAGGACACGGCACGAGGGUAGCCACAAAGUGAACAAGAAGAGGAUAAGUACUGACCAGGAAGAGGAGGAGCUUAUGCGGGUGCCCAUCGCUUUGGCUAUGGUGAAACUGCUGCAAAAGUUACCUCAGGGAAUGUUGGAUUCAAAUUUGAGAGGAAUAUUCACCAAGAUCUGUACCUUCUUGAAAUCACGUUUGGAAUCCGUGCGACGAACUACACGUGAGAUCCUCCAAAAGAUCAUGGUAACCUUAGGUCCGGAUUACUUGCAUCAUUUGCUCAAGGAGAUGAAUGCAUUGCUGACACGUGGAUAUCAAGUUCACGUGUUGACUUUCACAAUUCACGCGGUGCUUGUUUCUUUGAAACCAUACUUUAAGCCCGCGCACAUGCGUUCGAAUUUAUCGAGUAUCUUGAGCGUAUGUAAGAUUGAUUUGUUCGGCCCAACUGCUGAGGAGAAAGAAAUUGCUGGAAUUGUAAAAAAUGUGACAGAAGCCAGAUCCACAAAGAGUUACGACAUCUUCCACAUAUUGGGAGAAUUUAUUAAUGAAGGUUCUCUGAUAAAUGUGGUGAUGCCCCUAAAAGAGGUGCUGUCGCGUACUCAUUCGCAUAAAACGGUGCGUAAAGUCGGAGAAUCUCUUCGACAAGUAGGUUUAGGAUUGGCGGACAACAAGUAUAUAGAAAUUGAAAAAAUGUUGAAUUUCUUGUACGGGGUUGCUUCCGAAAGUAUCCCACAGUUAAUGCCCGAGAACAAGAAGAAACAGGAGGCCGUAGAGGAGAAGAAGAAAGCUGAAGCUGCAAAACAGAAGCAAGACUGUUUUCUGAUUCAACCGGCACCAAAGACCAGGAUGGGUAUAAAGGCUAUCGCGAAAACGUCCAAAAAUACCAAUGCGCACGUAAUGAUUGAGUUCAGUUUGAGACUGUUACACAUAUUGCUGAAGAGGGAUAAAGUUAAUGAUUUGAAAUCUGUGAUGGAUCCUUUUGUACCGAUUUUGAGUGACUGCUUAAAGUCUCAACAUGUCAAGUUAACCACAUUGGCUUUGCAAUGUUUGGGUUGGAUCCUAAAAAUCGAUCUUCCUUCAGUACACUCAUCGAUAUCGGAAAUGUGCAGCUCUAUGUUUAACAUCCUUCACAAAUACGCCGUGGCUGGUCUCAGUAAAGGAGACAACUAUGACCUGGUGAUGGCCGCCUUUAAAACCAUGUCCGUUCUUGUACGGGAUGUCAAGCAUUUUGUCAUCACGUCCGAUCAGCUGAAGGCGCUACUGAUCUAUGCUGAACAGGACCUGCACGACAGUGACAGGCAAGCCACUGCCUUUGGCCUUCUCAAAGCCAUAAUUCAUCGUAAGCUGGUGGUGCCGGAAAUGCACCAGGUUAUGGAGAAAGUCGCGAUAUUGAGCGUGAAUUCAGAACUCGACAAUGUUAGAAAACAAUCGCGUGCUGUAUUUUACACUUACCUCGUAGACUAUCCUCUGGGGAAACAGUUAAACAAACACAUAUCGUUCUAUGUGACACAACUGGCUUAUGAACUGCAGCCCGGUAGACUCAGUGUUCUGGAGAUGAUCUACAGCAUUAUUACUGGCUUCCCACUGCCGAUACUUGAGAAACACUCGGCUCUCAUUUUCUUGACGGUCGGUGCUAGACUUGUGAAUGAUGACGAUGCGAUUUGCAAGAAAGUGUGCGCCAAAUGUAUCAAAGAAAUGAUAACUCGUGUCUCGCACAACCAGAGGCUUAAGCUUUUUGAUAUUGUCGUCACAUGGAUGAAAGACAAAAAAUUAAUACAUCGAAGGUUAGCUGUUCAGCUCUGCGGUAUCUUCGUAAUGGUAGAAAAAGACUCGUUUGAAUCCAGACUCGAUAACCUGCUUCCUUUACUAACGAGACAGUUUUACGCAACCGACAAUAACGCCAACGACGAGAAUCAACCUGGCCGCUUUGUCAAAAUACAAAAGCAAGAGGAUGAUGUACACGAUGAGAAGAUAACAGAUCCAGAAAGACUAAAGGAUCAUCACCUCUUUCAAGUACUACAGCUGCUGCUAAAAAUAUCAGCGAAUUGUACGUCAUUUUUGAAGGACAAAAAGUAUCAGGAAUUUAUUGACACCUUUGCAGAACACAGUCAGUCUUUAUUAGCGCAUCCUCACUUGUGGGUGAGACUGGCUGCCUCUCAGUUGCUCGGAUUUAUUCUUGCUGCCCUUGACGUUGAUAAGAUAGUCCAUCUAAUGAAUAAUCCUGACGAGGUCAAUCCAGACGACGGGUUUGUAUACUCUGAGCCAGUGGACAAACUAAGAAGUCUGAUACUCGAUUCGACGGCUCAGCUGCAGCCAGAGACGGAAUUCGAAGAGCUAUACGACCAAGUCAUCAAGAAUCUAGUUUUCAUUGCGAGACUAUUAAAAAUCACGAGCACCGAACAGGAAAAUGAAAAUAAAGAAGCGGAAAGCAGUAAAAGUGAGCUGUCACUGCUUUGGCUUCUGAAAAAAUUGAGGAAGUGCAUCAAUCUUGAAGUAUCGCAAGCGCCUAGAUCUACGGUUGUUCGAACUUCAGUCUUUAAAUGGAUGGCUGGUGUAAUCGCGACUGUGGACAUCGAGUCUCUAAAGCCGAUACUUUUCCACUUCAUGUCUCCCUUAGCUAGGGAAAUGGCAACGAUAGAAGAAUCGAACGCUCCGCUGCGCCAGUUAGCAAAAGAGGUUGCUACGAUGAUCAAGAAGAAGACGAGCGUCGAGGAGUACACCCGGCUGCUGAGCCAGGCGCAACAGAGAUUGGACACGCGACGAGCGGAGAGGAAGAAAGUUCGAUCGCAACAGUUUGUCACUGAUCCUGAAUUGGCAGCCAAGAGAAAGAUCGCUAAGCAGCAGAAGAAGAAGGUCGCGCGAAAGAGGAAAAUGGAUAAUAUGAAGGGCAAGAAGGUUAUGAGGAAAAAAGUGAAGAGGGAAGUCGAUUUGGAGGUGACUUAGUUUUGUGAGCUGUCGAUUCCCUCCGUAAUCGUGUAAAUAUAAUGUUGUUUACUUUUAUAAUAAUGAUCAAGUGCACUGUACAUAUUUGUUUAUGUAUUCUAAUGUUGAUUAGAAAAAAGAAUAUAAAUAUAGAAAUUUAAGAUUCAUGGCGUCAGUCUGAAAACAUAAA
Molecule: messenger RNA, 8657 nt
Organism: Nasonia vitripennis (jewel wasp)
Lineage: Eukaryota; Metazoa; Arthropoda; Insecta; Hymenoptera; Pteromalidae
Product: small subunit processome component 20 homolog
Exons: 15
Coding region: 155-8488 (2777 amino acids)
Cellular component (GO): nucleolus; 90S preribosome; small-subunit processome
Source: RefSeq, a predicted model, not a curated record